Molecule: messenger RNA, 1718 nt
Organism: Notolabrus celidotus (New Zealand spotty)
Lineage: Eukaryota; Metazoa; Chordata; Actinopteri; Labriformes; Labridae
Product: homeodomain-interacting protein kinase 1-like
Exons: 8
Coding region: 125-1615 (496 amino acids)
Biological process (GO): smoothened signaling pathway; peptidyl-threonine phosphorylation; intrinsic apoptotic signaling pathway in response to DNA damage by p53 class mediator
Cellular component (GO): nucleus; cytoplasm; PML body
Molecular function (GO): SMAD binding; protein tyrosine kinase activity; protein serine/threonine kinase activity
Source: RefSeq, a predicted model, not a curated record
AAUUCUGAGGGGUAUAAAUAAGAUCACCGGUCAGUUAAACCUUCACUGCAAAACUAUUCACUGACCCAGUUAGUUGAAGAUCUCCUUGUGGUAUAUUUGUUUGGAAAACCUCUUAGUGAUUGAAAUGUCUCAGAGUCCAGCCUCAGCCCGCCGUCUGUCGGCUGAUAAAGACUGUGUGGUGAAACCGAACGACAUCAUCAACAGCAGCACCACUUGUUACCUCGUCCAGGACUUUGUUGGCAAAGGAUGCUUCGGCAAAGUUGCCAAGUCCGUGAACUUGUUCACAGCAAAGGACGUAGCUCUCAAGAUCGUAACAUCUGAGGACAGCAGAGCCUCAAAAAGAGAGCUCAAAAUGCUCCAGGCUAUCCGUGGUCUUGACCCAGUCAAGACAAAUGUCGUUGACUUCUUUGAGACGUUUGAGCACAGAGGUCUGACCUGUCUGGCUUUUGAGAAGCUGGACAGAGACCUGUUCCAGCUUUUGAUGGACAGACAUGCGAAGCCUCUGUCGCUCAAUGAGAUAAGACCAAUUGCACAUCAGCUGCUGACAGCUUUUCAUGCUCUCAAAGGAAUUGGUGUCAUUCAUGCUGACCUGAAGUUGGAUAACAUCAUGCUGGUGAACCAUCAGAACCAGCCCUUCAGAGUUAAGCUCAUUGAUUUUGGUCUGUCACUUCACACCAGUGAAGUGAGGCCGGGUCUGGUGGCACAGGCUAUCGGGUACAGAGCACCCGAAGUCAUCCUAGGCCUCCCCUUCACAGAGGCAAUAGACAUGUGGAGUCUGGGUUGUGUCCUUGUGGUGCUGUACCUCUCCUGUCACCUGUUUGGGUCACGCUGUGAGUACCAGCAGAUGAGGAACAUCGUUGAUGUCAUCGGUCAGCCAGCUGACCACCUCCUCGAUGCUGGCAGCUUCACCCACAAGUUCUUCAAUCUGAACUGGCAUAAUGACAACCCAAAGUGGUGGCUUAAGACUCCAAUGGAGUACAAACUGACCACUGGCAUUGAGCCCAAAGAAUGUGAGAGGGCUCUCAAUCAUCUGGAUGAGAUUGUAACAAUCUUUCCAGACAUGAUGGAGUUAAUGGAGCUAGAGGAUCAGAUAGCUUUCCUGAGCCUCCUAAAGUGUCUCCUUCAGACUGACCAUGAGCAGAGGAUCAGUCCUGACAAGGCCCUGAAGCACCCCUUCAUCUCAAUGGUGCACCUACAGGAGGAGCUGGACAUCAGCAUGUAUGUUGAAGAUUCAUUUGAGAAAAUGAACCUCAGCCAGACGGAUGACUCCAAUGAGGAGCUGACAUUUCACAUUGUAGUUGAAGAAGAGCUGAAAACUGGAGAAACUCCGGCCUGUCUUCAAGCAGAUGCUGCAGGAUCAGCCUCCCCUGGCUCCUGUGACGACACGUCUGAUGUUGCAACAGCUAAAGGAGGCGCUAAAGAUGCCUCAGCUGAGGACCAAUCAGCUGCAGCACAGGCGAACAAUGAGGAGGACAAGGAGGAGCUGAGGUCGCCCACUGAUGGGUCCACAGUUAAAGAGGAGACUGCUGAGGUGAAGAAGAGCUCACUGAGAAGAAUCAGGAAGUUCUUCAGCCGGGCCUUUAGGACUGUGUUUAGGAUAAAAAAGAAAACCUAGACACAACACCUCGGACAGCCACUGCUUCUUCUCAUAUUCAAAAUCAUUGAAAUACAGCUCUUACAGAUCGAGCUGAGGUCAAUAAACAACAAAAUGACUUGAA